Molecule: messenger RNA, 1089 nt
Organism: Lepisosteus oculatus (spotted gar)
Lineage: Eukaryota; Metazoa; Chordata; Actinopteri; Semionotiformes; Lepisosteidae
Source: RefSeq, a predicted model, not a curated record
AUGACCAUAACCCACGUCCACCCGCAGCUCCGCAGGCCAGAGCUGUCCAGCGCUGGCCAGGGCAUGGUGGCCAUGGCAGCGGGCGCCAUGGCAACAGGCGCCAAACAAAGGCGCAGCUGCAAGCACACACGCCGCCGAGCCCACAGCCAGAUAACGUCGUCAGGCAGGCGGGGGCCGACCGCCAUCGCGAAGCAUGGGCCGCGGCCGCCGGACAGCCAGCUGAAGGAGAUGCAGUGUGGCAGCCCGCCUGUGAUCCCAGUGAUCCCAGUGAUCCCGCCCGGCUCUCGUCCUCUUUCCCCCUCGGCUCCGUCGCGGACCGCUGCCCAGGAGCACUGCCAGGACGCUCGGACCUCUCCCGGCUGGACGAUGGCCACCACAGAGGACUACUACUAUGAUUGGGCGGCCUGCCUGGGCCUCUCGCUGGUGGACGUGUGCUACCGCGAGGUGGUGCCGGCGCCCUCCUUCGGGGGCCGGCUGUGCCUCCGCGCCUUCCACCCGGACAGCUCGGACCGCUGGCGCCUGGCGCUGCAGGCGCUGGACGUGGCGCUGGGCUUCGCCGCGCCCCUGCUGGUCAUGCUCUACUGCUACGCCCGGAUCUUCCGCUCCCUGUGCCUGGCGUCCCGGCGCCAGCGCCAGCGCUCCCUGCGGCUCAUCGUCUCCGUCGUGGCCGCCUUCCUGCUCACCUGGGCGCCCUACAACGCCUUCCUGCUGGCCGACAGCCUGCUGCGCCUGGAGCUGCUGCCCGCCAGCUGCCAGCUGGAGGCCGUGCUGGACGUGGGCACGCUGGCCGCCGAGAGCCUGGGCCUGGCGCACUGCGCCGUCAACCCCCUGCUCUACGCCUUCGUGGGCGUCAAGUUCCGCCGAGAGCUGGGGCGCAUGUGCAAGGGCGCCCUGGGGGGCCGGGGGGCCGGGGGCCGGCGGUGGGGUCACAGGGGCCGAGGGGGGCACAAGUCCCGCAGGGUCACGGGGUCCAUGACCUCAGACAGCGAGACGUCCAGCACCUACUACUCUGUGGUGAUGUGAGAGGAGAGGAGAACGGGAGAGAGAGAGAGGAGCAGGAGAAGGAGAGGAGGAAGGGAGAGGGAGAGG